Spea bombifrons (plains spadefoot toad) is the source of this 898-nucleotide messenger RNA. It is a transcript of the gene TMEM45B, whose product is annotated as transmembrane protein 45B. Bases 13 to 855 code for a protein of 280 amino acids. NCBI's taxonomy places the organism in Eukaryota, Metazoa, Chordata, Amphibia, Anura, Pelobatidae. The transcript is spliced from 5 exons. The record is from RefSeq and is a predicted model, not a curated record.
GGUUAAAGGCAGAUGGCGAACUUCAAAGGCCAUGCCCUGCCGGGCAGCUUUUUCCUCCUGUUUGGGUUGUGGUGGUCCAUCAAGUACCCCCUCAAGUAUUUCAACAGCAAGGUGAAGGGAAACUGCCGAUCCAACAAGUGUUACCAGCGUUUGGAGCUCAUCGAGGGGAUAACCAAAGUGGUCUUUGUGCUCAUCGGGAUGUUGGCCGAGCAGUUCGUUCCUGAUGGGCCUCACAUGCACCUCGUCAACAGGGAAGACCACGGCUGGGUGAAGCUUAUGAACUGGCAGCAUACCACCAUGUACCUCUUCUUUGGCAUUUCGGGAGUUGUGGAUAUCCUGACUUAUCUUCCUCUGCAGAUGCCUCAAGGCCUGGAUCGCCUCAGUUUGGCCAUAGCUGUGUUUGUUGAAGGUCUCCUAUUUUACUUUCACGUUCACAAUCGUCCAGCACUGGACCAGCAUAUCCACUCUCUGCUGCUCAUAGCUGUUUGCGGAGGCUUUGUCAGCAUUAUGCUCGAGGUCUUCAUGAGAAAUCACAUCGUGCUUGAAUUAUUCCGUUCCAGUCUUGCCAUUUUACAGGGGUCGUGGUUCUUUCAGAUCGGCUUUGUCCUCUACCCGCUUGGAGGAGCUCCAGAAUGGGACCAGACAGAUCAUGGAAACAUCAUGUUUAUCACCAUGUGCUUCUGCUGGCAUUACGCCGUGGCUCUGCUGCUUAUUGCUAUUAAUUAUUCGUUGGUGUGCUGUUGUGUGACCAGGCAUAAAAGAUUGUCUGGGGAUGUAAGUAUCGGGAUCAGGAAACUGAAUUCCAGCAAUGCUGAGGCCCAGGCGUCUCUGCUCGCCGAGUCUGAAGAGGAGUAACACGGCCCACGCGGACGCGCUUUUGCAAUAAGGGUCGGGUAGA